GCUCGCAAGUUUCCAGGUCUAUGCAUUAACUACUGUAACGACUUCUACGACAAAUGCAGCGGAGCCGUCUGGUUUUUAGACUCUAGUCUUGCCAGCACAAGCAUCGCAGGAGACAAGCACAGGUAUGCACUGAAAGACACACUUUUUGGUAUCGGUUUCUGCUGUGACUCUGAGACACAUUCUCGUUUUGAUUACAGGUUCUGUAAGCAGGUGGCUAUAGCAGACGAUGUGUACUGUUACCCUGACCUGCUCACCAGUCCUCUGCUUCUCCGCAACCUUACGACUAUUCAUCAGCAGCAUACCAGUAGCACAUCGGGUUGUCUCUGCUUGGAGCCCAUCAGGGACAACUUGGCCAACCCUCUGUGGGCCCGACAUGCAGGCGAUGGUUCUGGUAGGCUGUUUGUUGCUGAGCAACAAGGUAGAGUGCGAAUAUACAAUACCAAAACAAAACGAUGGAACAAGAAAUGUUUCCUAGACUACACAAACAAGACUUUGGUGGGCAGAUAUGCUGGCGAUGAACGCGGUUUUCUGGGAAUGGCUUUUCAUAGGAACUAUUCUAGAAACGGGCGCUUCUUUGUGUAUUACGUCACCAGAAGAAGAGCCGACGAUGAGCUACCACCAGAACUACAGGAUCUACCCUUUCCCUUCCAGACGAAAGUUGUUAUCAGCGAGGGAAGAGUCUCCAGGUCAAAUCCUAACAGGGCUGAUCGUAAAUUUGAGAAGGUUAUUCUGGAGGUGAUACAGCCGUAUGACAAUCAUAAUGGAGGCGAGCUGAUGUUCGGCCUUGAUGGAUACUUGUACGCUUUCAUCGGAGACGGGGGAGGAGCAGGUGACCCAAUGAAAGCUGGACAGAACAAAUCAUUGCUUCACGGGAAGGUGCUCCGACUGGACGUGGAUUCUGAUCUGACAAAACCUUACAGUAUCCCAUCGGACAACCCAUUUGUGGGAGAAGUUGGCAGCCGGCCGGAGAUUUUUGCCUAUGGCAUCCGCAACAUCUGGAGGUGUGGACUGGAUCGUGGAGGUAAAUGUUGUGAGUCUAAAGGUCAGAUUGUUUGCGGGGACGUGGGUCAAAAUGCCUUUGAAGAGAUCGACGUCAUAAAGAAGGGAGCUAACUAUGGCUGGAAUGCCAGGGAAGGAUUUGAGUGCUAUGAUGAUGAAUUAUGUGGACGGAUAGGUCGCGAAGAACUUCCUGUUCAUGCCUAUGCACAUGGGAUUGGUCAGUCUGUGACUGGGGGCGUGUUCUACCGUGGUUGUGAAAACCCCGCCCUACUGGGACAAUACGUGUAUGGAGAUUAUGUCAGUGGCCGCUUGUUCUCCCUGACGGAAGCUGGAGGAACCUGGACAAACAAGGAUGUGACCUUGUGUGGUCCUUCAUUGUGUCAAGGCCAGUUUGUCGGACACUUGAACGAUUACAUAUUAUCAUUUGGUGAAGAUGAAGAUG
Molecule: messenger RNA, 1441 nt
Organism: Candidula unifasciata
Lineage: Eukaryota; Metazoa; Mollusca; Gastropoda; Stylommatophora; Geomitridae
Source: the annotation of a GenBank genome assembly